GGGACUGUAAAGUGGAUGCGUGUUGCUGUGGAGAAUGGUCAUGCAGAAAAUUCCCUCCCUCAGAAUAAUGUUCCCAUUGGAUGUAAAGCAUCGCUGGAUGUUUGUUGUGAAGAUAGCAAUUCUGUUCUAUGGGAUGUUCCCAAAAAACAUCAACUCAUGCUCAACUGACACGCACAACCAAAGAAAAAUACUUACUAUAGUCAGUACUAACAACACCGGAUGGACGACAGAAUGUUAUUCUACAUUACAGGAAGUCAAUCUUAAGUACGAAGGGAUUAAACUCAGUUUCAGUUUCAAGGAAAAGAAAACAGAAUGCUGUGGCACAUAUGGUUUCAACCCUGAGAUUAACGUAAACCAUAAUGGAGACAGCAAUUACAGCGUAAUUCUGAAAAAAAACAUUCUAUGCAGGCAAGAUAUUGUACUGGUGACAUCACCAUUGAAUAACUUCUCUUGCAUGCCAUCUAAGCUCUUCGACUCAUCAGAUCAACAAAGACUUUGGAGUCAUUCAAAGACUUUGGAGUGCUUGAUGUCAGGCAACAAGGUCAUCAAACUGGACAAACAUGACUGUGGAGAAGCCAAGGACUAUGUUAAAGAAGAUUGCGAAGAGUUAGGAGAUACAAAAUACAAUAUGACAUUUAGUCCUGGAAGGAACUGCUGUAUUUCAUGUAAGCUACCAGGAAAAAAGCCAGACGUAUCUCUCAGUUACACCAGCACUGGCAACAGCACAGGGGACAAAAUAAACAUCAUGAAUGAUCUCGGCUCGCUGGUGAAACAGAUGGGCAAUUCCAGCACAGCAGCCAUCACAAUGGGUGAUGUUACAGGGGUGAUCUCUAAACUCCCCCAACGAAUCAACGAGCAAACCAACAUCAAUUUGGGCAUUUCGAAAAAUGGUGAUAUGAAUAUUCUUGAGAAUAGCAACUAUACGGGGGAAGGCUUCACUCGAGUGGUACAAAUCCCCAAAGAGGCCAGUACCAUGGCAGUAAAAAGAAAUGGUUCAUUUGCUGGAGUUUUGCUUUUUCCAGGAAUCCAGCAGAAAAAAUCAGACAGUUAUUUUAUCAACAGUGAGAUGGUGGGAAUUGAAAUGGGAGCAAACAUAUCCAAUCUCAGCCAUACCAUAGAUAUACUUUACACAAAUGUGGACAAGAAAGGAAAUAUCGCCUCUUGUAGGUCAUGGGAUGGCAAAGGAGAACAGGUCUGGAUCACAGAUGGCUGUAAGACAAAGGAGUUCAAUGGCAGCAUCACAUGCCAGUGCACUCACCUGACAUUUUUUGCAAUACUGAUGUCACCUCCAACUGGAAACAUAUCAUCUUCGGAUUUUAAGUCUCUGACCUACAUCACAUCAAUCGGCUGUGGCCUGUCCAUGUUUUUCUUGGCAGUGGCUCUCUUCAUGCAUUGCCUUAUCAGAAAAGGGGCAGCGACCCAAGCAACGAAGAUCCUGAUCAACCUCUUAGUUGCCAUGUUCAUCAUGAACCUGUCCUUCCUGAUAAAUGAGACCAUCUCCAAAAUAGCGACCUUCGGUGUGUGUAUGGUGAUGGCAGCAGUUAUGCACUACUCCUUGUUGGCCACUUUUACCUGGUUUUUCAUAGAGGCUCUACACUUGUGCUUUAAUCUAUGGAAGCUCCCUGGUGGAAUCAAACAUUACAUGACCAAGAUUUGCAUCACAGGAUGGGUCACACCAGCUGUAGUGGUGGUUACUCUACUUGCCUUGCAAAAAUAUGGUAAAGUGGUCAUUUACACCAAUGAUGGGAAUUCAGCAAAAAUGUGCUGGAUUCCUGAUGCAGCUAUCCACCAGGGGGUGAAUGUGGGUUACUAUGCUGUAGUUUUCAUCUUCACCGUUAGCAUAUUCAUCAUAACUGUGCGGCAGAUUGUUCUGUUUAAGCACACAGCAGGGAAAACUCAACACGGCAGCUCCACCAAGACAAACACCUUCUCAAUUGUGGGCCUGUUCUUCCUGCUGGGCAUCACCUGGGCCUUUGCCUUCUUCAGUCAUGAACCUAUGCUCAUACCCUCCUACUAUAUCUUCACCAUCCUCAACUCCUUUCAAGGUUUCUUCCUGUUCAUCUACUAUUACACUUCCAGCAAGAUUGUUGAAGAGAACACAGGCUCCUCAGACAGAAGCAGUGGCAGCAAGGAAAUAUCAAAGACAGUUCUCACAUCUCCAUAUCAGUAAAGUGUGUAUAUGCUUUUUCAAACGAGAGAAAAUGUCCCAUGACUGAGAUUAUUUUUGUCACAAGAGGGCAGCAUUUUAUUUCAUAUAGUAAAGUAGAUCCUCUGCUGAUAAGUUGCUGUGAAAAACUUUCUCAUUUUUCCUGACGCUUCUUUUCCAUGAAAUGCCUUGUAUUCUUGAGUGAAUGACUAACCUGCUCUGAAAUGGCUCAUUUGAUGUACAUUCAUUGAGAAAAAUAUCCAAUGAGUUGAGCACUGAUGGAGAGAUAUGUAGAGUUAGUCUCCUGGAAGUCAUUUGUGUUGAUGACUCCCUGUUUCAACAGAAGCCUCGUCUUACUCACUGUGAAACUUGCAAAUAACAUGAUUCACUCAGAAUAUAUGACAGACUUGCGUAAACAUAGUUUCACUCAUACGCUGGAAUGCAGUGUGUAAAUGUUUAGGAAGAAAAAGAAAAAACCCUUUUAUGACUGAUGUGGUUGUCAUAUGGACUGGAGAUUGCAAAACGCAGAGAAAACAAGGUGAAGGGAAGUCUUGUCCCUCACAUACUGUACAGUGUUGGGGGCCGAGUUAGCCAGCUAGCGCUUUGCGUGCCUGCAGAUAAUUACCUUGUGCCUACAGAGAGCAGUAUCCACUGCGCAGGGAGCCUUAACUGGCUGACAAGAAAUGAGCUCAUGGCUACCUAUAGUGAUAAGAGGCUUGAGGGCAUGCAACUAUUUUCCAAAAUAUGACUGUGUUAAAUUAGAAUUUAUAGUAUUUAAGUAGUUUAAGUGUGUCUUGGUGAACUGUUAAUUAGCUUUUUUUCCACUCUACUUUUUAAUUUGAAUUUUUUUAUUUAUUUAUUAUUUAGUUUUAGUUUUUUAAUUCAAAUUUUGCCAUAAAAGGCACACAAUAACUUCAUUUAUUUGAUGAUCUGCCAUCCUCUUGAAUUGUUUUACUUUGAUGUUAUUGCUUUAAUCAGUGGUUCAAGACAAACCUGUAAUUACUUUUGAUGUAGCGUGCUGAAGAAGAAAUAGCUGUAAGAAAGUUUUGCAAUAAAGUUUUGAGUUAUGA
This is a messenger RNA of Thunnus maccoyii (southern bluefin tuna), 3216 nucleotides long. Its product is annotated as adhesion G-protein coupled receptor G6-like. The record is from RefSeq and is a predicted model, not a curated record. Gene Ontology annotation, molecular function: G protein-coupled receptor activity. The transcript has 18 exons. Gene Ontology annotation, cellular component: membrane. The coding region runs from base 35 to 2170 and encodes 711 amino acids. Gene Ontology annotation, biological process: cell surface receptor signaling pathway; adenylate cyclase-activating G protein-coupled receptor signaling pathway. NCBI's taxonomy places the organism in Eukaryota, Metazoa, Chordata, Actinopteri, Scombriformes, Scombridae.